Messenger RNA from Medicago truncatula (barrel medic), 4700 nucleotides. RefSeq names its product pentatricopeptide repeat-containing protein At4g28010. The record is from RefSeq and is a predicted model, not a curated record. Gene Ontology annotation, molecular function: protein binding. The coding region runs from base 585 to 2726 and encodes 713 amino acids. Lineage: Eukaryota; Viridiplantae; Streptophyta; Magnoliopsida; Fabales; Fabaceae. The transcript has 6 exons.
AUCACAUGCGCUUACAGAACAGAACAACCGCAAAACUAAACCCUCUCUUCUUCUUUCUCCUUUCGUUUCACUCAAAACAUUUCACCUUCUCUAUACCCUCAAACCUCGCAGCAAUCGCCACCGUCACAAGAGAAGGCGAUUCCGGCCGCCGAGACUUCGUCUGCUAAAUCACCGCACCAAUCGGCAAUCGUAGUACCGGUGCUCUCACAACCCUAUCAGCUCAUUCAGCAGAGGUUAAAGAACCAUUGCUUGAGCUAGAUCAUCAGAUUGUUGAUUACAUUUGAUGAUUUAUUGUAUGGUGAAUGCUACAAAUUGAUAAUUUUUUUAUAGAUUAAGCAAUCGAAGAGAAAGGAGAGUGGGUAAGAAUGGUGCGAGUCUUAUGAUUUUGUUGAGACGUGUUCACUUUGAAAUUUUAUUGCCUAAUAUUUCAAUGCAUUGUUAACAUUUUCAUGUGACUCUAGGGAAAGUUGGUUAACUUUAACUAAUUCAGACAAAUCUAUUCUUUUGUCCAACUGUGAACUUUGUUAGUCCCUUCCGCCUCCGCAAGAAUCAACCCGCAUCCAAAACCUCACCACCUUGUAACGAUGAUACUAAAACGCCUCUUUCAAUUUUCUCAUUCCAUCUCCAUUCCCACCACUCUUCGCCCCUUUCACUCUUCUUCAUCGUCAUCAUCAUAUUCCUCACUUUCUCCUGCCCUUUCCGAAUCCCUUUCUCACUUCCACCAUACCCUCCAAGACUACCCCAAUUCAAUACCAUCUUAUUCAUCCUGCAACACUCUCAUAGAUAACCUACGAAAAGCAAAACACUACGACCAUGUAAUCUCUGUUCAUUCCAAAAUGGCCAGUGUUUCUGUUUUCCCCUGUUUCACUUCUUUAUCUGCUUUGAUUGAAAGUUUUGUAAAUACCCAGAAGCCAAGUUUUGCUUUUGGGGUCUUGGGGUUGAUUAUGAAGCGUGGUUUUCAUUUAAAUGUGUAUAAUUUCAACCUUUUGUUAAAGGGUUUUUGUCAAAGUGGUGAUAGUCAUAAGGCUAUGGAUUUGUUUUGUAUGAUGAAGAGGAAUUGUUUGAUUCCUGACUGUGUUAGUUAUAAUACGGUUAUUAAUGGACUUUGUAAAGGUAAGAGAUUGGUUGAAGCUAAGGAAUUGUUUAAGGAGAUGAAGGGUGGAGAAUGUAAGCCGAACUCUGUUACGUUUAGUGCUUUGAUUGACGGGUUUUGUAAGAAUGGGGAUGUUGAGGAGGGUUUUGGAUUAUUGGAGGAGAUGGAGAAGAUGGGUUUGGAGGGUGAUGUGUUUGUGUAUAGUGCUUUGAUUAGUGGAUUUUGUAGCAAAGGUGAUAUUGAGAGGGGGAAGGAGCUUUUUAACGAGAUGUUGAGAAAGAAUGUCACUCCUAAUGUUGUUACUUACAGUUGUUUGAUGAAUGCUCUUUGCAAGAAACAGAAGUGGAAAGAAGCAGCGCAAAUGUUAGAUACUAUGACGGGUUGUAAGGUUCGUCCUGAUGUUGUUGCGUAUACGGUUUUAGCUGAUGGACUAAGCAAAAAUGGGAGGGCAUCCGAUGCAAUUAAAGUGUUGGAUUUGAUGGUGAAAAGGGGGGAAGAGCCAAAUAAUGUAACAUAUAACGCCAUCAUAAAUGGACUUUGUAAAGAAGGUCGGGUAGAUGAUGCACUCGGGAUUCUGGAAACUAUGGCAAAGAAGGGAAAGAAACCUGAUGUGGUUACCUACAGUACGUUAGUGAAAGGACUAUGUGGAGUUGGAAAAAUUGACGAGGCUGUGGACCUUUUGAACCUGUUAAUGAGCAAAGAGUUCCAUAUAAAGCCUGAUGUCUUCGCAUUUAAUUUGGUAAUUCAAGAACUUUGCAAACAACGGCGUCUUCGUCAUGCCAAAAGGGUCUACUAUACAAUGGUUGAAAGGGGAUUCCCAAGCAACAUAGUAACUUACAAUAUUUUGAUCGAUGGUUAUCUGAGCGCUGGAAAGCUUACCAAGGCAUUGGAAUUAUGGAAGGAUGCAGUUGACUCGGGAAUUUCCCCCAACGCUGCGACCUAUACUGUCUUGAUUAAUGGUCUUUGCAAAAUGCAAAUGCUAAGUAUUGCAAAAGGACUUUUCAAUAAAAAAAGAGCUUCUGGAACUAGACCGACAGUGAGUGAAUACAAUACAUUAAUGGCAUCCUUAUGCAGAGAAAGUAGUGUGGAGCAAGCUAGGAACUUAUUUCAAGAAAUGAGAAAUGCGAAUCACGAUCCUGAUGUUGUCUCGUUUAAUAUAAUAAUCGAUGGAACGCUGAAAGCAGGAGAUGUUGAAUCAGCCAAAGAAUUGCUAUUGGAGAUGCUUAACAUGAAUUUGGUCCCUGACAAUAUUACAUUUUCAAUAUUAAUAAACAGGUUCUUAAAACUUGGGCAGUUAGAUGAGGCCGCAUCACUUUAUGAGAGAAUGGUUUCUUGUGGUCAUGUACCAGAUGCUGUGUUAUUUGAUUCUUUGCUAAAGGGGUAUAGUUUAAAGGGAAAGACAGAAAAAGUUGUUUCCAUGCUUCAACAAAUGGCCGAUAAGGAUGUUGUUCUGGACUCGAAAUUAACUUCGACCAUCUUAGCUUGCCUAUGUAACAUGUCAAAAGAUGUUGAUAUAGAGAAGAUACUUCCAAAAUUUUCACAACAUACAUCUGUAGGAGCAAGUAUUAAAUGUAAUGAACUUUUGAUGAAACUGAAUAAGGUUCAUCCAGAGCUUCAGUUAUUAGUUGCUUGAUGGUUUUUGUUGUGGCGCCAGGACUCUAUUAAGUUGAAUAGCCAAAGUUGUCAAGUUUAGUUUCAUUUCAGAUUCUUGUUGUGUCUAAUGCUAGGACAAACUUGUUCAGUCUUUGGGUUUGAUUAGUAAUGCAAAUAUACUGGUUGCAAACACUGCCAUGGGCACAGGCAAGGUGAAGAUAUACGGAGCCCGUGUUCGUGUUGACUCCAUGUCUAAAGUUGCUGAGAUUGAAGAAGCUGAGAAGGAGAAAAUGAAAGAAAAGAUAAACAAGAUUAUCGCUCAUGGCAUCAAAUCCUUUGUUAACAGACAGUUGAUGUAAAAUUUUCCAGAGGAGCUCUUUGCUGAUGUAGGAAUAUUGGCUAUUGAGCAAGCUGAUCUUGAUGUUAUUGAGCGUCUGGCUCUGGUACCUGAUGGUGAAAUUGCGUCAUCCUUUGACAACCCGGAGUCUGUUAAGCUUGGGCUCUGUGGCCUUAUUAAAGAGAUUAUUAUUGGUGAGGAUAUAUUGAUUAAGUUUUCUGGUGUUGCAAUGGGGCAGGCAUGCACAAUAGUUCUGAGAGGUGCUAGCCACCAUAUUCUUGAUGAGGCGGAGAGGUCAUUGCAUGAUGCCGUGUGUGUGCUAUCUCAGACUGUCAAUGACAGCAGGUUGUUGCUUGGAGGCCGGUGGCCUGAAAUGGUAACGACAAAGGAAAUUGAUGCAUUGGUUAGGAAAACUCCAGGAAAAAGUCUCUUGCAAUGGAGGAGGCAUUUUCCCAACAACCAUUACUGAUAAUGCUGGUUUGGACAGUGCUGAGUUGAUUUCUCAGCUCCGUGAUGAGCACCAGAACGAGGAUGUACUGCUGGAAUUGAUGUCAUCUCUGGUUCUGUAAGUCCACAAUACUGAGAAUUGCGUGGAUUUAUUUCAGUGAACAUGACUUUGAAAUGCUACAUCUUGAUGUAUUUCCGUGAUUUAUUUCUUUGUAGCAGAGUUCUGUUUCUGAUCACUGCAUCCAUGCUGGUUAAUAAAACUGGCUUGAUAAUAAUGAGGUAAAAUAAUGAGUUAGAACAUUUUGUCACGUGUAAAUAAUCUUUUGUUUUUUCCUUCACAAUUGCAUUUUCCUUCAAGAUUAUCUGACCAUAUCAAAUCGUGUUUCUUUAGCUUGACAACAAAGAUCUUUACUUCUCGUAAAAUAAAACAAAGAUCUUCACUUUCUGCUCCUCAAUAACUUCCUUGUACUCAAACACAUGUUCAGCAAUUUAAAAUCAAUCAACUAACUCAUCCAAACAUCUUCUCUUUGGAAUUCUAAAAUGUUUAUCAUGAUAUUAGAAAAGACAGCCCGGUGCACUAAAGCUUCCACAUACACAGGGUUCGGGAAGGGGGAGCCUUGGUGCAACAGUAAAGUUCAUGUCACGUGACUAUAAGGUCAUGGGUUCAAGUUAUGGAAACAGUCUCUUGCUCUCACGUGACCUUUUAUCAUGGUAUUAUUAUUAUUAUUGAUUUUAAAUUUUUGGCUAUGUCAAUGACUGCCUUUAGUUGAUGAAGAGUUUUAAAGACUGGAGGCGUCAUCUUCAAAUCUUCAUCGCUGUGCUUCUAACAAGGCAGGUUGAAGACAAACAUUAGAAGUGUGUAAUUUUGGCAUAAUAUAUAGAACACAAUUUUGGCAAAAGAAGAAGCACUUCUAAGGUAGAGAACGCAUCCAAAGUCAACAUUGUGAUCUAUGCUUUUUGCAAAUGACAUAUUCAUACUUGAAAAGUUGAGAGAGGAAUUAGAUGUGAAGUUGAAGACAAACAUUGGAAGUGUGUAAUUUUGGCAUAAUAAGAAGCACUUCUAAUGUAGAUGUGAAAGUUGGAGGUCAUGUCAUGCCUCAAGCUACGCAGUUUAAAUAUCUUGAGUCCAUAGUGCAAAACCAUGGAAAAAUAUAAAAAAAAUUAAAUCAUUAAAUUUGAGUGGAUUGGUUGAAAUAGAGGAGUGUCUCGGAUUUUUUAUUUGAUUUUUUA